Molecule: messenger RNA, 1520 nt
Organism: Xylona heveae TC161
Lineage: Eukaryota; Fungi; Ascomycota; Xylonomycetes; Xylonales; Xylonaceae
Product: BSP-domain-containing protein
Exons: 1
Coding region: 488-1360 (290 amino acids)
Source: RefSeq, a predicted model, not a curated record
GCACGCGACAGAGUAACUCAGGAGCACAUAUCACGAACUUCCACAUUGCGCAGGACUUACCUGAGGUUCGUUGUUGCCGUGAUGAGAAUGUCAACACAAGGCAGUAGUGUUGUUAUGAGUUUACCCGCUUAGAUGAAGUCGAUCGCGAACUUUGGGUCCGCGUUGGCGUGGGAUCAAGCGAACAGGGCAAUUCCAAUGUGUCGCUCAUUCCCUAUCAGGAAAAGUCGAUUCUCAGGCCCCAGCAACCGCCCAGCUAAGCUCAGCCGACCUCAUCAACCUCAUCCUCUGACGUUCCUCCCUUUUAUCUUUUAUAUAGCGAGACUCCCGAACCACCUGCAAACGUACUUUUGAGUUACUACAUAGUAGCUGAUGCUGCUUGCUUUUACUCUUUUGGGUUAUUUUUGAAAUUUUCUAUGCAUGUUUUGCUCCUCCCUUGUGAUUUCAUUUGGUGUUUAAUUAUCACGCACAUUCAUCCCUUCUACUAGAAAUGUCCACAGCUUCUAGCACUUCCCAACCUACGCCCUCUCCUCUUCCGCUGCGUCUAGACUCUGCGCAGAAGUCUUCGGAAACACUUCCUCUUCGCCCAAAAAAGAAAUCGUCUUUCCGCUCUGCCAAGCUUCGCCUUCAGAUUGAGGAUUUAUCAAGCAUCGGCUCGCAAGUUUUCCUUUCAGCUGUUAAUGCCGCCACCGUGUUAGAGGAUGCAGUUCGUGGCGUUCAGGAACUUCUGUAUACCCCAGAUUCGGAAAUACCUGGUACCCGAUCGAUCACCUUGAUUCUUCGAUCGAUGCCUGGCGUCGCAUAUACGACUGGCAGUAGUCUGGAUAAUGAUCAUAAAGAAAUUCAUUUCUCCACAGAUUACAUUCAACAUAUUGCAAAGGAUAGAUGUCGCGAAGAGAUACUGGGAGUCAUUCGACACGAAGUGGUACAUUGCUGGCAGUGGAACGGCCACGGUUCGGCUCCUGGCGGAUUAGUAGAAGGCAUUGCGGACUGGGUGCGUCUUCGAUCUGGUUUCGUGCCUCCACAUUGGAGCAGAGGCAGCAGCGACCGGUGGGAUGCCGGGUACCAGCAUACUGGGUACUUUCUCGAUUAUCUCGAAGACGUAUAUGGUGAGGGCAGCGUUAUGGUAAUCAAUGGGUGGUUGUACGAUCAUCGCUAUGGUGAAGAGAUGUGGAAAACCCUCUUCAAAAAGCCAGUCGAGAAACUAUGGGACGACUAUUGUAAAAGCCUUGGCAAGAAACCGGUCAACUCCCAGUCUGUGUCGUCUUCCGACAGUCACGUUCUUCAGCGAAGCUGCGAUGAGAGCACUAGCAGUGACACUGACGAGAUUCCCACGCCCGAGCCAGGGUCCCCUUCCCAGUAGGUCUUUAUAUUGAUUCGUAGUCCAAUGCAUCGUUUAAGCGCGCGGUUAUUCGCUUUGUUAUAGAUUUAAGGUGUUUUGCAGCCGGAGAGCGCAAUUGCUCAAGGUUGCUUCAUUGACAAUACUGGCUGUUGCAUCCGUUCAACUUGUUUGGAUAUCUGAA